This is a messenger RNA of Opisthorchis viverrini, 2632 nucleotides long. RefSeq lists its product as hypothetical. The annotation marks the transcript as partial. The record is from RefSeq and is a predicted model, not a curated record. The transcript is spliced from 11 exons. Lineage: Eukaryota; Metazoa; Platyhelminthes; Trematoda; Opisthorchiida; Opisthorchiidae.
UUUGACUGCCUUCUUACUCCGAGAGCCGCCGUUCCGCAAGUUAUUGUGCUUCCGAGGGGCGUCACAUACGGAAACCAGCCCACUUGAAUUCCCAAUGGACGGAAAUGCUUCAGUACCGAGCUGGUCUUCUGCAUUCACCGAAGAGGAGUUGCGGAUGAUCAACGAGUUGCAGGCGCGGAUGGUAGCAUCUCCUCAAAAGCCCAACACGCCCCCUCUCGGGCAAAAGGCCCUAGAUGUGCUUGCUGACUUACAGAUUUCCUGUUUAACCAUAGCGGAGGAAUGCUCAAAACCUGAAAACUUUACCGAGUCCAAGUGGCCGUUGAGAACUACUUGCAUUUAUCAAGGCAUGAAAACUUGCAUGAAAUGGGAUUCAGAAGUCGGUGAUUUUGUUGGAAAUUGUCUGGACUCAAUUUCGGUCCAACUGGAUGAUGUGAUGGCCAGUGCUAUCUGCAACUCUAAAAAACGACCGAAAAAUGAACAUUUGUGGGCGUCUUUCGUAAUUCGUGAUAUGAAGCGGGUGAUUGAUUCCAUUGGACAUCAGUGUGAAGCACUCGUCAGGCAGCGGAUUGCUGAUGCCUCGUACAUUCGGCUUGGUCGCGUGUAUGCUUGGGCACGAGAGCAACGCAACGCGGACAUGGAAGAUGAGCAGCUGGUCACUUCGGCCAAUCAGUUGCGCUCACGACUUCGAUGUCGACUGGCUAGACUGGUGUGGUUAACGCGUGCAAGCAAAAGACGUGCCCGGUCACAUCCCAUUUUGACGUCCAUGAAGCAUGAGUUGCUAAGGAUACGAACACAUACAAUGGGACAGCUGUGUUCUGAACGCACGGCAGCUAUGGGACCCACUGAGACUCCUUCACUGCGUUUGGACAAGGAGGAAAGUAGUGAGGCCGCUCUCCGGCGCGUGAUCCCUUCACAACUUUAUGGAAUCCUUGAACAGUUGAUCGAUAAACUAACAGUGGUGUUCUUGGAACUGCCGCCUCAGGUUCCAGGUGUUUGUAUUUCCGAAAACCUCGAAGAUCUAACACUCAGGAGAGAAUUUUUGAAACAGUUGAUUACGCGAACCAUUUUAGGAUUUUAUGACCACCUGGACGCGUCUGUCAACAUCGAGACUCAUGCUGAGGAUGGUGCGGGCGACCGAAACCCCGGUUCGGCUUCUCCUUUGGUUUUCCCACAAGAGAUGGAUUCUGCUGAGUCGGACGCCGAGGCUGUUGACGAGGCAAAAACAGGGCCUGGUGCUCGCUCCUCAACUUCCUCCCUGAAUCCUGCGCUAGUUCAAGCAGCCUUGGACGGGUUCGAUCACCAUAGGUAUGCGAGCCGCAAACGUGCAAUGCCCACUACCAUUUCGGUAUUUCAAGAAGAAGAUCGACUUGCUAGUGAUGCAGUCGCUGACUCCCGUAUUCCUAGAAUUGAUACCACUCGUGAGAACGACCAGACUGAGGAGAUUCUGAGCGUGCUCCGUCGUCCAACAGUGCCUGUGGUUACCGCAGAAUCUAGUGGUGAGGAAGCGACAUGUCAAAACCAUAUUGAGGCUGGCAGUAAACAAAGUCGAAAAGCGACUCCUCUCUGUCGGUCUUCCACUAGUCCAGUCAGAGUUAGUUCCAGCAGCAACAGACCUUCAGGGAAAGUUGAAUGUUCUCAAUCUAACGCACCCAAGAACAAAUCUUUUCGAUCUCUGCGUACCCGUGAUAGCCGAACUCCGUCAGACAACAGCUUCUCCGAGGGAGAAGUUCUUUCUGAUUCGGAAGAAGAACGAGCAGAUUCGGUUAGCGAAGUGGAGGAGCCAGUCACGGAUUUGGGUGAAAAGACAAAUGUGGAUAUUGAAGAGGAAGAGGCUGAAGAGCUUAUACGAAUGGUGAACGAGCAGCUGCGAGAUCGUACUCCUGCCAGUGAUAUUGAUCUGACUGAACUGGAAAUCAUGGAUGAAUGGGCCCCGCCCACGUCGUCCAUGGUCGUGGCAUCACGGACCGAAACAGAAUCAAGUCAACCAGAGAUAUCAGCGCCUGAAGUUGAACAGCUUUCUGCAGAGGAGCAAGCAGCUUUGGAGGAGGUAACAAGGAAAAUCGCGGAGAUUGUGGAUAAUGCCCUGAAUGAAUGUGGAAAGGGAUUAGAUGAACUUGUCUUGUGUGCUGAACAAAAUGCACCUAUUAUGAAAGACUCGAUUCACGCUGAGUCACAGCCUCUGGUUCUCUCGGAGGACACGGAGGCAAGCAUUGAGCGAACUGCCUCGGCUUUCAAGGAACACGUAACUUCGGUACUGACGAAUCUUUUGCAUGCCAUUCCGCUAAUGGCGGAUGGAACGAACGGAUCUGUCAUCAAGCUGCCGAGUGCCAAGAAACCCGACGCAGCCCCACCCGCUGUCAUAACUGGACGAAGGGGGUCACGGUUAAUGGGUAUGCUGCGAGCGUAUCAGCAAGAUGCUGUGAAACGGAUGAGUUCGAGUGCCAAGUAGCCAAACUGAUGCAGCGAUUUAACCGUUUUCCCGGUCUUCCUUUACCUUCAGUAAAUACCUUCGGAACGAUUGAUUUUUCAAAGUCUCCAAGCGGUCAUCUCUAAUAUGACGAUUUCCAUUUUCUAUCCAGGAGCCAUCACCCAACGUCCUCUCAACAAAAUAGCAUAUCUGGCCUAACCAAAA